AGCGCCUGAGUAACGAUUGAAUGGGACUAUGGGAGAGAGUGAGAAAAGCUUAAAACUGAAAGAUGAGAGUGGAAAAUGGUGAAGAAAAUGCUUUAUAAUUGUCGGUGGAGAUCUCUUCACAACCACAAAUACUUUAUAAUCAAAUUAGGUGUUGCAAUUCUUUUGGUGGGUCUUGCAUUUAGGCUUCUCUACACUCGAUCCACUGAGUUUUCUCCUAUUUCCGACACCCCAUUUCUUGAUAAUGCCCAGAUUUCACCACCCCCUGUUAGUCCUCUAAUUUCUAAAGAAAAUACGGUUGGAUUUCCUCCAAAAGAUGAUGCUGGAAAGUGUAAUAUUUUUAUUGGGGAUUGGAUUCCUUAUCAGGGAGAACCCAUCUACACAAAUGAGAGUUGCAGCUUCAUCGAUGCCCACCAGAAUUGUAUGAAGAACGGGCGGCCAGACACCGGUUAUCUCCAUUGGAAGUGGAAUCCCCGUGGUUGCAAGUUGGCUCAAUUUGAUCCAGAUAGGUUUCUUGAGUCGAUGAGGAAUAAGAGUUGGGCACUGAUUGGUGAUUCAAUAUCACGAAAUCAUAUCCAGUCAUUGAUAUGCAUUCUUUCCACGAUAGAAAAGGCAGUUGAAGUUUACCAUGACGAGGGAUACAAAUCGAGAAGAUGGACUUUCCCCACGUACAACUUCACCAUAUCGGUUAUUUGGUCUCCUCUCCUUGCAAAAGCCGCCAUUUUUGAAGAUGUGAACGGUGUUUCAACAUCUGAGAUUGAACUACAUCUCGACAUUCUUGACACGAAUUGGACUAAACAGUAUCAGAGCUUUGAUUACAUGAUAAUUUCUAGUGGUAAAUGGUUCGUCAAAAAUGCAAUCUACUAUGAGAACAACAAGGUACUAGGUUGCCACAACUGUCCUGAGAGGAACUUCAUAGAACUCGGGUUCAAAUUUGCUUAUCAAAAAGUCCUCCACAAUGUUUUUAAUUACAUUACCAGAUCGAACCACAAAGGCAUGAUCUUUUUCAGGACCUCCACACCCGACCACUUUGAGAAUGGAGAGUGGUUCAGUGGUGGGUCAUGUAGAAGAACAGGACCAGCAAAGGAAGGUGAGUUUGGGUUAAGUGAUGUGAACAGAGUCCUCCGUGAAGUCGAAUUAGAGGAAUUUGAGAAGGCAUCUGCUAAAGCUUCUGCAAACUUGGUAGACCUUAAACUUUUUGAUGUAUCUCCUCUUUCAUUAUUGAGACCAGACGGACACCCAGGUCCAUAUAGAUUUUUUCAACCAUUUGCUAAAGAUAAGAAUGCGAAAACAAUAAAUGACUGUCUGCAUUGGUGUUUGCCCGGCCCGAUUGAUUCUUGGAAUGAUCUGUUAAUGAAUAUGGUGUUUAACAGUUGAGGAUAUUGGAUGUUGGAUGGAUAUUUAAUCCUCCACCUAUAAAUAAUACAGCUCGUUUUGUGUUCGAAUUCUUGCUUUUGUCCUUGGCUAGUUUUUCGUAUAAAUUUUGUUAUCAGGGGUAGAGUUAAAGUCUGUUGCAUGCACAGUUAUCAGUUUCAUUGUGAGAAAUAUGUCUGAAUUUGCAUUCUAUCCUAUUUACUAUGGAUGUCCAUGGGCUGACUUCAUUGCCCUGGGUUGCCAUUUGCCAA
Messenger RNA from Olea europaea var. sylvestris, 1622 nucleotides. RefSeq names its product protein trichome birefringence-like 23. Gene Ontology annotation, cellular component: Golgi apparatus. The record is from RefSeq and is a predicted model, not a curated record. The transcript has 3 exons. Bases 76 to 1374 code for a protein of 432 amino acids. NCBI's taxonomy places the organism in Eukaryota, Viridiplantae, Streptophyta, Magnoliopsida, Lamiales, Oleaceae. Gene Ontology annotation, molecular function: O-acetyltransferase activity.